AUGGACUGCCGCUAUGCAUGGGGAGAUGACGGACGGCAAGGAGACUCUCCGCUGAGACCAGGACGGGGGAACUGUACUUCCCCAGGUCAUUUCGUGAGUUUGCAUCAGACCAUGCUGUGCCCAAAGGAACAGUACUGGGACGAGCUGCUAUGGAAAUGCAUCCCCUGCAGGCUUGCCUGUCACCCGCUGAAGGUCAAGGGAUGUGCCGACAUCUGUGCUUCCAUGGACUGCAGCAAACGUGUGGGCUUUUUCUACGACAGCCUCCUGAGAAAGUGCAUUAAUUGCUCCAGCAUCUGUGGACAGCACCCCAUUGAAUGUCUGCCUUUCUGCAGAAAGGAUCUCGCAGCCACCUUACCAGCACCAGCGGCUCUCCAGGCCAUCCAGUGCAGGCUGGAUGGCACAUGCAACCAGACGGUCGUCAUCUACCUGGUCUUCGGAUUCUGCCUUUGCACCCUGCUCUUCUCCUUGCUGGUUACCUGGAUUUGCUUCAGGAAGACGGGGGAGGACAUGAUGUGUCCAGCCAGUACACCUUGUCGGAAAAGAGAGAAUAGCCCUAAAGACCGUCUGAUGGAAGCCGAGAGCAUGGGAACCAGAUCCAAUGGCAGCCAGACUCCAGAGCCUGUCGAAACCUGUGGCUUCUGCUUCCCUGAAGUGAGCCCUGCUGUCCAAGAGACCAGGGCAUGCCACAGUUCCUACCAAUUCGGGACGCAGGGGGAUGCUGCCGUGGCAGGAGACAUGGGAACGGCACCAACCCCUGAAGAUGGCCACUUCCAAAUUAUAUGCUCCCCCUCGCAGGAAAAGAUAUAGUUGACCUGAGCUGAACUAAGAUUGGCAACUCCGUUCUGUGGGAGCGUGCUCCACCCCAUUCCUUGUUAGAAAGCUGCGUGAUUUCUGAGGUCCUUUCCCACACAUAACUCCCACGAAGUAGUGGGUUAUUACUCCUAGCACACAGAAAGUAAGCAUCUCAGGGAAGAUAGUUCAACAGCUAUCGCCUUCACCUUGGCAUACCAGAUGCUCACUCUCCAGGGCAGGCAGAAAGCAAAUCUGGGUGACUUGUAGUAGAUCCACAAGGAUUCCUGACUUCCACUUAUGGCUGCAAUGAAGAAAGCUUGGAGUAACCAGAACCGGGGUUUUGUAUGGAGGGACUGUGACCUGCAUUCCGUUCUCAUAUGCAAAUAUCUGACUUUAGCAUUCUUUAAUUCUAAGUGGGCCCAGUUGAUGGACCUCAGAGUUUCGGUUAGUAAACACGACAUAGAUUCCACAAGGCUGUCUCUGUUGAUCACUGACUUACAGUUACAUUUCCACUGCCUUUGAAAGGUUUCCCCUGUCCCCAUGUUCUAAGGCAGGA
This is a messenger RNA of Varanus komodoensis (Komodo dragon), 1348 nucleotides long. It is a transcript of the gene TNFRSF13B, whose product is annotated as TNF receptor superfamily member 13B. The transcript is spliced from 6 exons. Lineage: Eukaryota; Metazoa; Chordata; Lepidosauria; Squamata; Varanidae. Gene Ontology annotation, cellular component: plasma membrane. The coding region runs from base 1 to 807 and encodes 268 amino acids. The record is from RefSeq and is a predicted model, not a curated record.